Molecule: messenger RNA, 1569 nt
Organism: Xyrauchen texanus (razorback sucker)
Lineage: Eukaryota; Metazoa; Chordata; Actinopteri; Cypriniformes; Catostomidae
Gene: cyp21a2
Product: steroid 21-hydroxylase
Exons: 12
Coding region: 1-1569 (522 amino acids)
Biological process (GO): progesterone metabolic process; hormone biosynthetic process
Molecular function (GO): iron ion binding; heme binding; steroid 17-alpha-monooxygenase activity
Source: RefSeq, a predicted model, not a curated record
AUGUGGUUAUCAGUAGUGAGUGUGGUGCUAUUCCUGUUCAUUUUAUGGAUGCUUGCAGUCAAACUCUAUGGACAGACAAACAGAGGAAGAAAUGGAGAUGCCAAAACAACCAACAGAACUGAAGGCACUGUGCCCAAACUCCUGCAUUUCCUAUCUCAGCGCUUCCUUAGUCCUCUUUCUCCAUCUCUUCCUGGACCUCCCUCUCUCCCUUGUCUGGGCAACAUGCUGGAUCUCGCCCGAGAUCAUCUGCCAAUUCACCUAACUUCACUGGCACAUCGCUAUGGAAAAAUCUAUAGGCUUAACUGUGGUAGCACAACCAUGGUGAUAUUAAAUGAUAGUGAGGUUAUCCGCGAAGCUCUGUUGAAAAAAUGGUCUGACUUUGCUGGGAGGCCUCAAUCAUAUACCGGUGAUAUAGUGUCAGGUGGAGGGCGUUUGAUUUCAUUAGGUGAUUACAGUGAGGAAUGGAAGGCUCACAGGCGUGUGAUCCACAGUGCUCUACAACACUGCACAACAGAAUAUCUGCACUCUGUCAUAGAAAAACAAGCACAUCAUCUUUGCCAGGUGUUGCAGGACUACAGUGGAAGGGCUGUGGAUCUAUCUGAAGAUUUUACUGUGGCUGCCAGUAAUGUCAUCACAACAUUAACCUUUGGCAAAUCUUAUGAUAAGAGUUCAGAAGAUCUGCAAAAGCUGCAGAACUGUCUAAAUGAGAUUGUGUCUCUGUGGGGGUCACCCUGGAUCUCAGCGCUGGACUCUUUCCCUCUGCUUAGGAAAUUACCAAACCCCCCUUUCUCACGUCUCAUGAAGGAGGUAGCUAGGCGCGAUGAGCUCAUUGGGAAACACAUAGAGGAGUUCAAGAAAAGUAGGAAUGAAGAAGGUGGCAUCCUGACUUCCUCACUGCUGCAGUGCCUAGAACCAACACAAGGGGCAGCAAAUAGGAUGACUCUGACAGACACUGAUGUGCACAUGACCACAGUGGAUCUGUUGAUUGGAGGAACAGAAACAACAGCUGCCAUGCUCAACUGGACUGUAGCCUUCCUUUUACACAGACCUGAGGUUCAGGAUAAAGUGUUUGAGGAGCUGUGUGGUGUGCUGGAGGUGCGGUAUCCUCAGUACAGUGACAGACACCGACUGCCGUAUCUGUGUGCACUAAUCAGUGAGAUGUUGAGGCUACGGCCUGUAGCUCCACUCGCCGUGCCUCACAGAGCCAUACGAAACAGCAGUAUUGCAGGGCAUUUCAUCCCUAAGAAUACAAUAAUCAUUCCUAACCUAUAUGGAGCCCACCACAACCCAGAGGUUUGGGCUGAUCCAUACAGCUUUAAACCAGAGCGCUUUUUGGAAGGUGGUGGCGGGUCCACUCGUGCCCUGGUUCCUUUUGGAGGGGGAGCCCGCCUGUGUUUGGGGGAGGCCAUUGCCAAAAUGGAGCUAUUUCUCUUCACGGCUUAUCUGCUGCGGGACUUUCAGUUCCUGCCAGCCAACAAAGAGGAGCCUCUGCCUGACCUGCGAGGCGUGGCCAGUGUGGUUCUUAAAGUUAAACCGUACCCAGUUAUAGCACACCCAAGGGAACAGUAA